CGCGUUAACACUGAGAAAGAAGGAAGUGCUUAAUGACAAACUACAUAUAAAACGCAUUAGCGUGCACGUGCACUUCUACGGAGAGAAGAGGGCAGUUACCUCAGUCUCCGACGCACGAAAGUUAUUCCCUGGCGCGCUCAGUAGUGCUUCGCAACGGGGAAACCCAGAAAAAUAAUCCCGUUUAUCAACACGCGUACCGUCCGAGAGAAGCGUUCCGGUAGAAAAUUAUCGCGAGACGUAACUUUCGAUGACCAGUCGAACUGGCCAGCUUGUUAUAAAUCGCACGCGGAUCGAUCAAUUUCAAAGAACGGGAAUAGCGCUGGAUAUGCGCCAUUAAAGUGGAGGUCGAAUCGAGUGAAUCGAUUCGUGCAUAAAAUCGAUCGCUUCGACGUUUCAUCAGGAUUAUUCGCCGUUUGACCCAGCGCACGGCAGUUGGAAACACUCGACGAGGGGGUAGAAAUAUUUGAGCCGGGACCGGGUCGAAGAAGAGCCCGUUCAAAAGGGCGUAGGAGCCGCGAGGAGGCGGAGAGCCCGUGCAAAACCGUCUUUUUCUACUGUCGAGUGCAACGAACAGGGCCUGCGCCAUGAUCGGACGCUCGUAGUGCGCAGCCACGCUCGGCCAGUCCAGUGCAUGCGCAAUGGUAUAUUGAUCCCGGUAAAUCUGAGAUACACGUAACAUCAUCCAGUGGUCCAUUGGCUGUACACAAUGUCAUUUCUGUUCACGGUUUUUCCGGCAUCACGCGAGCGAAACGAAACGGAGGAGCGCCAGUAAUGCGAGACAACGCAUCGAUUGCUCGCUACGUACCCGAUCGGCCUGCGUACCGCGGAGAUGAAGAUUCGAAAGGACCGCGUUAGAAUAUGAUACUCUCGGGAGGACGCAGGAUCGAAUCUGCUGGGAAGCGUAGUGCUUCGGGGGAACCUCAAGAGAAUCGAAUCUCAAGUAAAGUAAAGCGAGACACUUUCAUCGACUACUGUCGACAACUUGUCUUCUACAGCCGAGCAUGGAAUAACACGGAGCGCUACGUUCGCAGCCGGUACGUUCUCGCGUAACGCCGAGAAACGCAAACGAUCACGUCGGAACGCUUCAGCUUUCAUCCUCAAGAAAACUCCUGAAACAACUACGAGAAGCACAAAGACACGAUACGUUAAACUGCUUUCGUCGAAUCGUGUCGUGAAUGAAAAUUGUUUGUAGAAAGUCAUGUUUAUCGACGAUCGAAAACUCGACGAGGAUGCCUCGUGCAACAUCGAUAAUGAGAAAAUUGAACCGUGACUCGUUUCAAUCUAAGAUUGACACGCGCAACAGGUUUGUCAUUUCGGGAGUAGCGACAACUCGCAGGGCUUGAUUAACCUAUCGGUGUCACGCUGAAAGCCGGCACGCUACACCUUCCCCAUUAUUCAAUGCACUUGAUACUCUGAACAUUUCGAUCGAUUACAAUGUCCUUUGAACUUACGCAACGAACAGGAACCUGGCCGAAUACACCUGAAGAUCUAGACGCGCACGUUUCAUGAAGAUGCUAUUGCGAACGUUCAUUUUGAUCCUCUUGGCGAGGAUAUGCUAUGGCAACCCCGACGCGAAGAGACUGUACGACGACUUGCUGUCCAAUUACAAUCGACUAAUUCGGCCCGUCCCCAACAACACAGACACCGUAGUCGUUAAACUCGGACUACGUCUUUCCCAGCUUAUAGAUCUCAACUUGAAAGAUCAGAUCCUCACGACGAACGUUUGGCUGGAACACGAAUGGCAAGAUCACAAGUUUCAAUGGGAUCCUGCGGAAUACGGAGGUGUCACUGAACUCUACGUCCCCAGCGAGCACAUAUGGCUUCCCGACAUUGUUCUUUACAACAAUGCCGACGGGGAGUACGGAGUCACCACAAUGACGAAGGCCAUUUUACAUUACACCGGAAAAGUGCUGUGGACACCACCAGCGAUUUUCAAAUCGUCUUGCGAAAUAGACGUUCGGUAUUUCCCGUUCGAUCAACAAACUUGCUUCAUGAAAUUCGGUUCGUGGACGUACGAUGGAUUUCAGAUCGAUCUUAAGCAUAUUAAUCAGAACAAGGGGAACAAAGUCGAGGUUGGCAUCGACCUCCGGGAAUAUUACCCCAGUGUUGAAUGGGACAUAUUAGGUGUCCCAGCGGAACGGCACGAGAAAUACUAUCCCUGCUGUCAUGAACCUUACCCUGACAUUUUCUUCAACAUCACGUUACGACGGAAAACACUGUUCUACACUGUGAACCUGAUCGUGCCGUGCGUGAGCAUCUCCUACUUGUCGGUGCUGGCUUUCUACCUACCCGCUGACUCGGGAGAGAAGAUCGCCCUUUGCAUUAACAUCCUGCUGUCGCAGACCAUGUUUUUCCUCCUGAUAUCCGAGAUCAUACCAUCUACAUCGUUAGCUCUACCACUACUGGGCAAAUACCUGCUUUUCACGAUGAUUCUAGUGGGCCUAUCGGUAGUGAUAACGAUCAUCAUAUUGAACGUUCACUACCGCAAGCCCAGCACCCACAAAAUGGCACCGUGGGUUCGAAAAAUUUUCAUCAGAAGAUUACCAAAAUUAUUACUGAUGCGAGUGCCGGAUGAUCUGCUGAACGAUCUCGCCGCGCACAAGAUACACGGGAGAGGUAGAUCGGGGACGAAGAGUAAGUUCACUGCAGCCGUUGCGGCCGCCAUGCAAUCGUCCUCGAUAGUGUCCUCUCCAGACUCCGCUCGACAUCAACGAAUAGGUGGAUGCAACGGUUUGCACACGACGACCGCGCAUAAUAGAUUCUUGGGAGGCAUAGGUGGAUAUAAUGGACUUCCUACAGUGAUGUCCGGUUUAGACGAAUCACUGAGCGACGUGACACCGAAGAAGAAAUAUCCGUUCGAGCUCGAGAAGGCUUUACACAACGUGAUGUUCAUUCAGCAUCACAUACAACGGCAAGACGAAUUUAACGCGGAGGAUCAAGACUGGGGUUUUGUCGCGAUGGUUCUCGAUCGACUAUUCCUUUGGAUCUUCACGAUAGCUUCGUUCGUCGGCACGUUUACCAUCCUCUGCGAAGCUCCAGCGCUGUACGACGACACCAAACCAAUCGAUAUGGAGUACUCGUCCGUGGCCCAACAACAAUUUCUUCCGCGUGGCGAUUUGUUGGAAACACUCGCGUAGAAUCGACUGCGCGGUGCCAUUGGAAAACGCGAAUGUCCGCGUAUCGAAUCCACAUCUUAUUUCCUUAUUGCCGCUGCAUUUCUCUUCAUAGACUUCACGUUAGUCUCUGUAGGACGAAAGAUAGUUCCUGCAGCUCCUGAAAAUGGUUUCUCUUCGUCCCUUUUUCACAUGUUCCUCACACGAUCCUCGAUAGCAUAUUGUGUUGAGGAAUAUUUCAUUUAUACGAAUACUAAUCACUAUAAUAUGCGCGCACGUUGAACAAGUGCUCUUGAAUCACAGUAAAUUCGUUAUCGUACAGUUAAUAGAAAGAUUGCAAUAUCAACUAUUUGUAGGGAUUUUUGUAAACAUCAGUUACAUAGAAACUGAUUCCGAACGGAAUAUAACUAAGUAUGAAUCAAAGUCUAGCCGCGUAUAGCGCAACUCGUCUUCUGCUCGAGUCUAAUAACUUCUCGAACUACGCUCGAGAAUAUCGUUACGUAGCGUAUGUAUGGAACUUUUACAAGUAUUAAAAUAUAAAUCAUCGUUUUUCAUUUACGAUACAAGUAUGUAUAUACUCGAAUCUGUUCGACAUCUUGUACACUUAUAAAAAUAAAAUACAAAUAAAACUGUU
Nomia melanderi (Alkali bee) is the source of this 3747-nucleotide messenger RNA. It is a transcript of the gene nAChRalpha2, whose product is annotated as nicotinic acetylcholine receptor alpha2. The record is from RefSeq and is a predicted model, not a curated record. Gene Ontology annotation, molecular function: acetylcholine-gated monoatomic cation-selective channel activity; transmembrane signaling receptor activity. Gene Ontology annotation, cellular component: postsynaptic membrane. NCBI's taxonomy places the organism in Eukaryota, Metazoa, Arthropoda, Insecta, Hymenoptera, Halictidae. Gene Ontology annotation, biological process: monoatomic ion transmembrane transport.